This is a messenger RNA of Ostrea edulis (European flat oyster), 4146 nucleotides long. Its product is annotated as lactadherin-like. NCBI's taxonomy places the organism in Eukaryota, Metazoa, Mollusca, Bivalvia, Ostreida, Ostreidae. Bases 501 to 2180 code for a protein of 559 amino acids. The record is from RefSeq and is a predicted model, not a curated record. The transcript has 11 exons.
CUCUCGAGGUGUCUCGCGCGAUGUAUAAGGGGUUUCCGUAUAGUUCAAAAUCAGCAUUGCAUAAUCACCAGCCGUGACGCUGCGUCUUCUACCGCUCUAGUUUACCUGAGAGCGAUCUUGCGCAUGGUCGUGUUUUCGAAGUCACCAGCGAUUUUUUUUAAAACUGGACGUUUACAUAAUUUAUUCAUCUCUGUGACAAAAAAUACAUCGUAAACAUACAACUACAUAAUACAGGGAUACGAAGUGUAUUGGUGACAGAAUCUAACAUGUGAAUUGUAUGUGACACUAUAUGAUUUUAAAUGUUUUACACCGGAAAACUAUUUCAAGAGGAGAGCGUAUACCUUUCGACAGAACGCAUUAUAAAGGAUUUAUUAGUCUCUGAUUCAGGAUAUAAUUAGAAGUGAUUGUGAUUGGUAACGGUUUUCGAUUUGGGAUGUAAUAACAAUUACCAGCUAUAUAUAAUAUUUGGAUAAAUAUAUAUUCCAACACAUGUUUUUCUGAUGGCAGUGAAAUCUGAACAGAUGGCUAAACCACGACUGAUAACUCUUGCUUUAUUUGUGCUUUGCUUUGGAUUAAUUAAUGGAAAUGUUUGUGGGACGAAUGGGCCGCUGGGUAUGAUAUCAGGUUCGAUACUGGACUGGCAAAUUACUGCGUCGUCUACAUACCCACUGGAAUGGGACAAAAAGUGUGCGGAGAAGUACGCACGCGUCUAUCUACCAAAUAAAUACGGAUGGUGCGCAAAAUACAAGUCUUCAUCUGAAUGGCUGAAAGUCGAUCUUGGAGUGGCAGCAAGGGUAACUGGUGUGAUGACACAGGGUCGUGGUGACGGAAAAGAAUGGGUGACGUCAUUUAAGGUGUCCUACAGUAUGGAUGAUUACAAUGAACUCUACGUGACAGACCAAUAUGGCAACCACAGGGUAUUUGAAGGCAAUACGGACGCAUACUCCGUGAAGCACACGUAUCUAGACCGACCAAUCAUCGCUCGUUACAUCAAGUUCCACACGGUCCACUGGCACAGACAUCCCAGCAUGCGCGUCGAAAUUUUAGGAUAUCAAUUAUGCAAAGAAAACAUCGGCCUUCCUCCAUAUGGUCGUAUUACGACAUCGUCUAACGGGAAGAAUAAGAGGAAGGAUUCUUGUCAACCGGAAGAUGGCAACAUUCUUAGCAAAAAGGGCUGGUGUGCAAAGAGAAACAAUGUUAAUCAAUGGUUACAAAUUGACGUGGGACCACCAACUCUAAUCACUGGUGUCUUGACAAAGGGGCGAGGGGAUAGCAAGAAGAAACACUGGGUGAAGAGGUUUAAGAUAUCCUACAGCAACGACACCCAGAGGUGGUAUGAGUACAAAGACGCCCACAGUGCUGACCCCAGGCCUCAGAAUCCAUGGUUAUGGAAUCCACUGUUCAAUAGAACCAUUGCGCAAUUAAUACCUGACAUUUAUACAGACGACGGCCUGCUUUUCGGAGGCAAUAGUGACAAAGAUAAUGUCCGAAUUCACUACAUCAACUCGCCCUUCGUGGCGCGGUUCGUUCGAUUCCACCCUCUGGAGUGGAACGGCAAGAUCAGCAUGCGAGCCGGUCUCCUAGGAUGUCCACAUACAGCUGGAAAUUGUGGAGAAUCAUUCAUGCGUGUUAACGACGACACUCCGUGUGUUGAAAACUUGGCGUACAAGAAACAAGCUUGGAUUAAUGGCAAAAAUCCUAAAAAGCGACACAUUACACAGAAAAUAGUGAGGGGGCAUCCUGACAGAGCAGUGGACGGAAAAAUUGAUUUCGAUCUCCACUCCUGUACAAUACUGGACAACCUGUACGGUGACACACCCGUGUGGACAGUUGACCUUGGCUCCAAAACGUCGGUUUCUGGUGUGAUAAUUUAUACCUGGCAAGGGUCAGGAGAGCAGAAGGUCAAAGAGGGUUCUGCGAUGAAGGAUUAUUUGAACAAUUUGGACAGAUUAGUGAUGUAUGUAGACAAUAAAUCAAAGGCAGAAGAUGCAUCCAGCUUGUCAGGAAAUAUGUGUGGCUAUGUUUCCAAAAUAAAUGGUGCUUUAUAUUCACAUAAAAUCCAUGUACAAUGUGUGAGACCACAAAAAGGCCGGUAUGUUCGGGUGGAGGCAUGGGGCAGCCAUAACAGCUGGAGCAGACUAUUUAGCGCCGUUUUGUGUGAAGUUCUUGUGUAUGCGUGAUAUUUAUGUAUAUGGUCGUGCUACUUUAACAUAUUUAUCGUAUUCCUCAUAUCUGGAAUAGGAGGAAACAAAAUAAAACGGGUACAAGUGCCAGGCAGUGUUAACUUUUUCGCCACAUUUUCGUAUUUUAUACAAAGUGCAAGAAGAUGCAUGGAUUGUGUGAUGUUUUGUACAUCUGCCGUGGAUGCUUGAUUCACACGCCACACCGGAUAUGAUAUCCACUAGAAUUCUACAACGACAAAUCAUUGACAAGAACUGUUUGCUGUGAUGUGUUUUCAAUCGUUGAAGAUGACGACUUCAAUGAUUUGUCGUGAAAUCCCUAAAUAUAUGUUACACAAGAGACAAGUGCACAACAUGUGACGAUUAUACGUCAUGCAAUGAACAAUCGAACACUCAUUGUGGUGAAAAUUGAAAGCUAGACUUUCUAAAAAAAAAAAUCACGUGCUGCCACGUGAUGACAGAAAGCGCAAUGUGAUAUUCGUUUUCUGUUAGACGUUUGAGACUUUCUUUCGAGAAUGGCCAGUCAUGACGUAUUAUUAGUUUACGCAAGAAUCGGGCUGGACUUUAGAACUCCGAUUCUGAUAGCCCUAUUUCUGUGUUGUGUUUGUGUCUUAUUGUUCCAAACUACAAACGUAUACAUGGAACGUCAGCAUUCUGUUGCAUAUAUUUCAUAUAUCUAUACAUGUUUAAACAGUUAAUGAAAUGAUGGAACUAUUGCACAGACAAGAGUAUAUAAAGUAUAACUUUGUAAACUUUAACAUGUACCAGUAACAACAUUUUGUAAACAAUAUAUAUGUGAUGUUUGUGAGGUCUUCAUUUUGAAGUAUUUAUCAUUUUAUCAGAACCCAUUGAGCAUAUUUCAGGCAUUAGUUAUUAAUCUUUGGAAAAAUAGUGGUAUGAAAUUAUGACAUAUAUCAAUAAAUAUCAAAUGUGUUGUCAAGAUGCAUGUAUCAUAAAAUUAUCUACAUGUAUCAUACCAAGAAAAAUUCUUCAUAAAACUGACAUUGAGAGUUAUUUAAAAAGACAUUCUUUCAUUGUCCUUCAGGGUAUUGUGGCAUAAUAUUCGCACAGAACUAAAACGUAUCAAGGUAAAGUAAACCUGAUUCAAUCACAUAAAACAAAUCUGCCUUUUGAUUACGAAACAGUGGCUACUAGACAUGUUGAAAUAGGUGUGUAGUGCAGUGUGGCUUUCAAACGAUAAGGUAUUAUUUAAACCCUUAAUAUUUUGGACCUGAAAUUUCUCAAACGCUUCCAACUAUAGCUAGUUUCCACAGUUUCGUAUUCCCUUUGUUAUUUUCGUAUUCCCAUUCGUAUGUUCGCUCUUUUAUAUUAAGCAAAAUAUAUGCAGUUUUUCCUUAUACAUACAACUGCACUAAGGGUGAAAUUCAAACAGUAUUUCAUGUAUAAAAAAAAAAAAGAAAAGAAAAGAAAAAAAGAUAUGCUACUGCCAACAAACACCAUGUGUGGUUUCUUUACUAUAUUGUAUAAAAGUUGUUUUUAAUACAAUGAUAUUAGUAAUGAUGCAUUUGUGUACAAGAUAUGUACAGACUGUGUACAAACUAAUUAAAUAUCAGACUGAUUGAAUGUAUGCAUGAGUGAAUGUAUUUAUAUGAAUCCAAAGAAACUCUAUUUAUAGUACAUUUUUGGGAUGUGAAUUAUAACUAGCAAAAUAAGAUAUUGUCAGUAUAACUAAAUUCAAGCUUUUGUAUAACUUGGAGUACGUAAUCUCUUGAACAUCACUAGAAAUACUGCAUUUACAUACUAUAGUAUAUGUAUCUGUUCAAUGACGAAAUCUUCAAUCUAUAAUUAUAGAACUUUGCUAAGAAUUCUCUUUCGUUUCUACAUUGUUGAUCGAUGUUUAAAAAACCCCAUAUAGUUAUGAUUCUGCAUAAAUCGUAGUUCUUCAUUCUGUUAUUAUUUUUGUUAUGACUAAAUAAAAUGUUAAUAAAUUAUAAAAAACAAUGUU